Molecule: messenger RNA, 6246 nt
Organism: Vicia faba (fava bean)
Lineage: Eukaryota; Viridiplantae; Streptophyta; Magnoliopsida; Fabales; Fabaceae
Source: the annotation of a GenBank genome assembly
AUGUUGAUUCAGAUUCCCCGCCUUACAAAUUCUCUCAGAGACCCGUUUGAUAUCGACCGAGCUUAUCUUCAUCGCAAAGCUCUUCUUCAAAAUCGAAAGCCUCACAAUGUUGCAAGCUCACUUGAUGAAUCUGAACUCGCACGUAAGAUUGUAUAUGGUUGGGAAGAAGCUUCAUCGGAAGUGCGGAAAGCUUACAAAGAGUUUAUAGGAGCAGUAGUGGGCUUGGUUGAUGGAGAAAUGCGCUCUGAGGAUUUCCAUGAGGUGGCGCUGACUGUGUACCGUCUGUUUAGCAGACCAAUUGAAGAGGAGGGCUCUAUUAAUAGAAUUAUUUAUGAUAAAAAGUUAGAAUUGGAAAACCUUGUCGGUCAUGCAAUUGCUGAUACCAAGUUGAGAGAAGUUGCAUCUCUAGCACAAAAACUCUUAAUUUUGCAACCUAACAAUACAAAUUCUUCUGUUUCUUUGGAAAGACAUCACAAUGUUGAUGAGGGUAUGGAAUUUGGAGACGAUUUGGUUUUUCAACCCCCAACUCGUUUCUUGGUUGAUGUAUCCUUAGAUGAUGGAGACAUAGCGGAUUUCAAAAACACAGUUUCUCUAGCAUUUCAGAAAGAAGAGUACAGUCAUACUGACCCAACAAAUCAUUUUGUUGCCGAAGUAGAAAAGUUCAGUUUGACUUGGUUAAGAGAUGCAUGUGAUAAAAUUGUUAGGAAUUGUAAUUCACAGGUAUCUCGAGAUGAACUGGCAAUGGCCAUUUGUAGGGUUCUUAAUUCAGAAAAGCCUGGUGAAGAGAUAGCUGGAGAUUUGUUGGAUCUUGUUGGGGAUAAUGCAUUUGAAACUGUGCAAAAUCUUCUAUUGCACCGGAAAGAGAUUGUUGAUUCUAUUCAUUAUGGCUUAUCAGUAUUCAAGUCUGAUACAAAUGCUGCAAAUGCUCAGUCUCGCAUGCCUAGUUAUGGGACACAGGUGACUGUACAAACAGAAUCUGACAAACAAAUUGACAAGCUUCGGCGCAAGGAGGAAAAACGAAACAGGCGAGGAAUAGAACUUGCUGGGGGUGAUGACUUGUCUACACUGGAUUUCUCAUCUUUACUUCAAGCAAGUGAGAGGAAAAAUUUGGUUGAUGGGAUGAUUGGUACUGGAGAUAGGGCAAUAGCUGUUAAUGCUCUUCCUGAAGGAACUAUCAAAAAGUAUUGUAAGGGGUAUGAAGAAGUUAUUGUUCCCCCAAAACCAACUGCGCCAAUGAAACCUGGAGAGAGACUGAUUGAGAUCAGUGAGUUAGAUGACUUUGCUCAAGCCGCUUUCCGUGGUUACAAAUCGCUGAAUCGUAUUCAGAGCAGGAUAUUUCAAACUGUUUAUGGAACCAAUGAGAAUAUACUCGUAUGUGCCCCCACAGGAGCUGGAAAAACUAACAUAGCUAUGAUUUCAAUUCUUCAUGAGAUUGGACAACACUUCAGGGAUGGUUACUUGCAUAAAGAUGAAUUUAAGAUAGUUUAUGUUGCUCCAAUGAAGGCUUUGGCUGCAGAAGUCACAUCAACAUUCAGCCAACGUUUAUCUCCGUUGAAUAUGAGUGUCAGAGAGCUUACUGGAGAUAUGCAGCUCUCUAAAAAUGAACUAGAAGAAACUCAGAUGAUAGUGACAACUCCUGAGAAAUGGGAUGUCAUAACUCGGAAGAGCAGUGACAUGUCACUCUCGAUGCUGGUGAAGCUCUUAAUUAUUGAUGAAGUGCAUCUACUCAAUGAUGAUAGAGGUCCUGUAAUAGAGGCUUUAGUUGCUAGGACACUGCGGCAGGUGGAGUCAAGCCAGUCAAUGAUACGCAUUGUGGGCCUUUCUGCCACACUCCCCAAUUAUCUAGAGGUUGCACAAUUUCUCAGAGUUAAUCCAGACACAGGUCUUUUCUUCUUUGAUUCAAGUUAUCGCCCAGUGCCUCUUGCACAACAGUAUAUUGGAAUUAGUGAGCCAAACUUUGCAACUCGUAAUGAAUUGUUGAAUGAUAUAUGCUAUCGGAAGGUUGUUGAUUCUAUUAAGCAAGGUCAUCAGGCGAUGGUAUUUGUUCAUUCACGAAAAGACACUGCAAAGACUGCUAAGAAACUGACUGAACUUGCACAAAGGAGUGACGAACUUUUACUCUUCAAUAAUGACGCGCAUCCACAGUAUUUCUUUAUGAAGAAAGAAGUCAUUAAAUCAAAAAACAAAGAUCUCGUUGAACUUUUUGGUUUUGGCAUGGGUAUUCAUCAUGCUGGGAUGUUACGAUCAGAUAGAGGACUGACUGAAAGGCUUUUUUCUGAGGGACUUUUGAAGGUACUCGUCUGUACAGCAACUCUGGCAUGGGGUGUCAAUUUACCUGCUCACACAGUUGUCAUUAAGGGAACCCAAAUAUAUGAUGCAAAAGCUGGUGGGUGGCGAGACCUGGGUAUGCUUGAUGUGAUGCAGAUAUUUGGGCGAGCUGGAAGACCACAGUUUGAUAAAAGUGGUGAGGGUAUCAUAAUUACAUCUCACGACAAAUUAGCAUAUUAUUUGCGACUAUUGACAAGUCAACUCCCUAUUGAAAGCCAGUUUAUUAGCUCGUUGAAAGAUAAUUUGAAUGCAGAGGUUGCAUUGGGCACUGUAACUAAUGUAAAAGAAGCCUGUGCGUGGCUGGGAUAUACUUAUCUUUUCAUAAGGAUGAGGAUGAAUCCUUUGGCAUAUGGUAUUGGUUGGGAUGAGGUGAUGGCAGAUCCUGCUUUGAGUUCUAAGCAAAGAUCUCUUGUUAUUGAUGCUGCACGUUCACUUGAUAAAGCAAAAAUGAUGCGCUUUGAUGAGAAAAGUGGCAAUUUUUACUGUACUGAGCUUGGUCGCAUUGCAAGCCACUUUUACAUUCAAUAUUCCAGUGUUGAAACAUACAAUGAAAUGUUAAGACGUCACAUGAAUGAUACUGAGGUGAUUAACAUGAUUGCACAUUCAUCUGAAUUUGAGAAUAUUGCUGUUCGAGAAGAAGAACAGAAUGAGCUAGAGAUGUUGGCACGCUCAUCAUGUCCCUUAGAAAUUAAGGGCGGUCCUUCCAACAAACAUGGAAAGAUUUCCAUUCUGAUUCAGUUGUACAUAUCUCGAGGCUCUAUGGAUUCUUUCUCCUUGGUUUCUGACGCCUCAUACAUAAGUGCAAGCUUGGCUCGUAUUAUGCGAGCUUUAUUUGAGGUUUGUCUGCGAAGAGGCUGGUGUGAGAUGUCUUUGUUCAUGUUGAAUUAUUGCAAAUCUGUAGAUCGCCAAGUCUGGCCGCACCAACAUCCUCUUAGGCAAUUUGACAGGGAGCUUUCAUCAGAAAUAUUGCGGAAGCUUGAAGAGCGAGGGGCUGACUUAGAUCAUCUGAUGGAGAUGGAGGAAAAAGAUAUCGGGGCAUUAAUUCGUUAUGCACCUGGAGGAAGGUUGGUUAAGCAAUACCUAGGGUAUUUUCCAUCACUUCAAUUAUCAGCCACCGUGAGUCCAAUAACCAGAACCGUCUUGAAGAUUGAUCUGGUCAUAACUCCAGUUUUUAUUUGGAAAGAUCGUUUUCAUGGUACUGCACAACGCUGGUGGAUUUUGGUAGAGGACUCCGAGAAUGAUCAUAUUUACCACUCAGAACUCUUUACCUUGACAAAGCGGAUGGCUAAGGGAGAACCUUACAAGCUUACCUUCACUGUGCCUAUAUUUGAACCACAUCCACCCCAAUAUUACAUUCAUGCUGUUUCUGAUUCAUGGCUUCAUGCAGAGGCAUUCUAUACUAUUACCUUUCAUAAUUUACCCUUGCCAGAGGUCAGUACUUCUCAUACAGAACUUCUCGAUUUAAAGCCUCUUCCAGUGUCGUCUCUUGGAAACACUGAUUAUGAAGCGCUAUACAAAUUUUCACAUUUUAACCCCAUACAAACACAGACUUUUCAUGUCUUGUAUCACACAGACAAUAAUGUUCUAUUGGGAGCUCCAACUGGGAGUGGAAAAACUAUAUCUGCUGAGCUUGCUAUGCUCCGGCUUUUCAAUACUCAUCCCGAUAUGAAGGUUAUUUAUAUAGCACCUCUGAAGGCUAUUGUCAGGGAAAGAAUGAGUGACUGGAAAAAGCGUCUUGUAUCUCAGCUAGGGAAAAAAAUGGUUGAAAUGACUGGAGACUAUACUCCCGAUUUGAUGGCUCUCUUGUCGGCCAAUAUCAUCAUAUCUACUCCUGAAAAGUGGGAUGGUAUAAGUCGUAAUUGGCAUACUCGUAGCUAUGUCACAAAGGUUGGACUUAUCAUAUUGGAUGAGAUUCACUUGUUGGGAGCUGAUCGUGGGCCCAUCCUUGAGGUAAUUGUUUCUAGGAUGAGAUAUAUUUCAUCACAAACAGAGCGUUCAGUACGGUUUGUAGGUCUUUCUACAGCUCUGGCGAAUGCAGGUGAUCUAGCUGAUUGGUUAGGCGUGGAGGAGAUUGGACUCUUUAAUUUCAAGCCAAGUGUGAGGCCCGUACCUUUGGAAGUUCAUAUCCAGGGGUAUCCUGGAAAGUAUUACUGCCCCCGAAUGAACAGUAUGAAUAAACCAGCAUAUGCUGCAAUAUGCACACAUUCACCUGCAAAACCAGUUCUUAUAUUUGUCUCGUCACGGCGUCAAACAAGACUUACUGCACUAGACCUAAUUCAGUUUGCUGCUUCAGAUGAGCAUUCAAGGCAAUUUCUUAAUAUGCCUGAAGAAGCACUGCAGAUGGUCCUGUCUCAAGUCUCUGACCAAAACUUGAGGCAUACUUUGCAAUUUGGCAUCGGUUUACAUCAUGCAGGCCUGAAUGACAAAGACAGAUCUUUUGUUGAGGAGCUUUUUGCAAACAACAAGAUUCAGGUAUUGGUUUGUACCAGUACAUUGGCUUGGGGUGUGAAUCUUCCAGCGCAUCUAGUGAUUAUCAAGGGGACAGAAUUCUUUGAUGGAAAAUCAAAGAGGUACGUUGAUUUUCCAAUCACUGAUAUCUUGCAAAUGAUGGGCCGUGCUGGACGUCCUCAAUUUGAUCAGCACGGGAAGGCAGUGAUACUUGUUCAUGAACCCAAGAAAAGUUUCUACAAAAAGUUCUUGUAUGAACCCUUUCCCGUUGAGAGUAGUUUGCGGGAGCGUCUGCACGACCACUUAAAUGCCGAAAUAGUUUCCGGUACAAUCCAUAAUAAACAAGAUGCAGUGCAUUACCUGACAUGGACUUACUUAUUCCGUAGACUGAUGGUCAAUCCUGCAUACUACGGAUUGGAGAAUGUAGAACCUGAAUUUAUAAGUUCGUUUUUGUCUAGCCUAGUACAAAGCACAUUUGAGGAUUUGGAAGACAGUGGAUGCAUAAAGAUGAAUGAAGAUGCGGUGGAGUCGGUGAUGUUGGGGUCAGUAGCAUCUCAGUAUUACCUCAGCUACAUGAGUGUAUCAAUGUUUGGUUCAAACAUCGGUCCGGAUACGUCACUUGAAGUCUUUCUGCAUGUCUUAUCUGCCGCUGCCGAAUUUGAUGAACUUCCUGUGCGUCACAAUGAGGAAAAAUUCAAUGAAGCACUCUCUGAAAAAGUUAGAUAUGCCGUUGAUAAGAAUCUUUUAGAAGAUCCCCAUACCAAAGCAAAUCUUCUUUUCCAGUGUCAUUUUUCCCAAUUGGAAUUACCAAUUAGUGACUAUGUCACAGAUUUGAAAUCAGUAUUAGAUCAGAGUAUACGAAUAAUCCAGGCCAUGAUUGAUAUAUGUGCAAAUAGUGGUUGGCUUUCGAGCUCUAUUACUUGCAUGCAUCUUCUGCAAAUGGUAAUGCAGGGUUUGUGGUUUGACAAGGACUCUUCGUUGUGGAUGCUACCAUGCAUGAAUGGCGAUCUUGUAACAUCACUAAGCAAAAGAGGAAUCUAUAGUAUACAGGAAUUGCUAGAUAUUCCCAGGGCAGCAUUGCAGACAGUAACUGAAAAUUUUCCGGCUUCAAAAUUGUACCAGGAUCUACAACACUUCCCUAAUGUUAAAAUGAAAUUAAAGCUUCAGGAAAGGGAAACUGACGGUGAGAAGAGCCACAUAAUAAACAUCAGAUUAGAAAAGCUCAACUCUAGACGACAUUCAUCUAGAGCAUUUGUUCCUCGAUUUCCAAAGAUAAAAGAGGAGCAAUGGUGGCUGGUUCUUGGUAAUACAUCAACUUCUGAGCUAUAUGCACUGAAAAGAGUUUCUUUUUCGGAUCACUUAGUUACAUCGAUGAAGUUGCCUCCAACUACAGCUAAUCUUCAGGAUGUAAAAGUGUUUCUAGUCUCUGACUGUUACAUUGGAUUUGAACAAGAACAUUCCAUUAAAUAA